AUGGCUACAACAAUACCGGGUUCUCUCGUCAACAAGACCAAAAAAUUCUUCAUGGGAAUGCCCGCCCCGACGGGUUACGUCCCUGGUGUCGGUCGUGGUGCCACCGGUUUCACGACUCGUUCUGACAUCGGUCCCGCCCGUGAUCCCACUGAACUCCCGGAGGCGGGGCCAGUCGGUCCGUCACCUCAAGGGGGCGGAGCUUCGUCGUCGGGACCGCCUCCAAAACGAGCACGGGAUAAUGACGACGGGGAUGGGGAGGAUCUGAACGAAGCGAAUUAUGAUGAGUUCUCGGGUUAUAGUGGAUCAUUGUUUGCCAAGGAUCCGUACGAUCAGGAGGAUGAGGAUGCGGAUAGGAUUUAUAAUGAAGUGGAUGAUCGGUUGGAUGAGAGGCAUAAGGAUCGAAGAGAAAAAAAGUACAAGGAGCUGGUGGAGAAGUUUCACAAAGAACGACCCAAAAUUCAACAGGGAUUCUCCGAUUUGAAGCGACAAUUGGCGGAAGUAACCGAAGAUGAAUGGCAAGCGAUUCCAGAAGUGGGAGAUAUGCGAAACAAAGCGAAACGAAACGCCCGUGCUGAGAAGUUCACUCCGGUGCCAGAUUCGAUUAUUGCAAUGAAUAUGAAUUAUGGACAAAUGACGAAUUCAAUUGAUGUGAACAGUGGUCUCACAACUCCGUUCAGCAGUGGAUUCAUGUCCACGUUGGGUGGUGGGGCCGCAGCGAAAAAUGGAAUCAUGACACCCGGCUGGAAGACAGGCGUCCAAACAGGCACCUCAACAGACUUGGAUCUCGUGAAAAUCGGUCAAGCACGUAACAAAAUCAUGGAUAUGCAAUUGACACAAGUCUCUGACUCGGUCACCGGACAAACGGUCGUCGAUCCAAAAGGAUACUUGACUGAUCUCCAAUCAAUCAUCCCUCAAAUGGGCGGAGACUUGCAGGAUAUCAAGAAAGCGAGAAUGUUGCUGAAAUCAGUGAGAGAAACGAAUCCACGUCAUCCACCGGCAUGGGUUGCGUCGGCUGUGUUGGAAGAACAGGCUGGAAAACUACAGACGGCAAGGAAUCUGAUUAUGGAGGGAUGUGAUAAAGUGAAGAAUUCUGAAGAGUUGUGGAUCCAUGCGAUUCGCCUUCAUCCCGCUGACGUCGGCAAGACAAUUGUGGCGAACGCGGUGAGAAGUUGUCCACAAUCUGUUAGAUUAUGGUGUAAAGCGUCGGAUUUGGAGCAAGAUGUGAAGGAUAAGAAGAAGGUGUUGAGGAAGGCGUUGGAGCAGAUUCCCUCCUCUGUGAAGUUGUGGAAAGCGGCUGUGGAGUUGGAGGAUCCAGAAGAGGCACGGAUUCUGUUGACACGGGCGGUCGAGUGUUGCAGUUCUUCCACUGAGAUGUGGCUGGCGUUGGCACGUCUAGAGACUUAUGAAAACGCGAGAAAAGUGCUCAAUAAGGCGCGUGUUCAUAUUCCAACGGAUCGACAUAUUUGGUUUGCGGCCGCCCGUCUAGAGGAGACACGUGGACAGAAGGAUAUGGUCGAGAAGAUUGUGUCGAAGGCGUUGAACUCGUUGAAGGCGAAUCAAGUCGAGAUUAAUCGGGAUCAGUGGUUGAAGGAUGCGAUUGAUGCGGAGAUGGCAAAGUGUCCAAUUACUUGUCAGUCAAUCAUCCAAAACGUGAUAAGUCUGGGCGUUGAAGACGAGGACAAACGAACGACAUGGCUGCUAGACGCAGAGAAUUUCGAGAAGGAGAAUGCAUUUAUCUGCGUCCGCGCAGUCUACGCAGCCGCUAUCAAAGAGUUCUCUCGGAAGAAGAGUGUGUGGGAUGCGGCGAUCAAUUUCGAGAGAGAACACGGAUCACUCGACGAUCAUGAGGCGAUUCUGUUGAAAGCGUGCGAAACUGUUCCAGAAGUUGAGAACUAUUGGUUGAUGUUGGCCAAAUUGAGAUUUGUGAACAAGAGGAUUAAAGAGGCGAGAGAUACGUUGAGACUCGCAUUUGAGACACAAGGACAUCAGUCGGAGAAGACGUUGUUGGCUGCGGCGAAGAUUGAGAUUGAGACGGAUGAAUUCGAGAGAGCAAGAGAGUUGUUCAAUAAGGCCAGGGAGCAUGCACCCUCGGCUAGAGUAUGGAUGAAAAACGCUCAUUUCGAAUGGUGUCUUGGCAACCUGGAAGAGGCGAAACGUCUCUGCGAGGAAUGCAUCGAAAAGUACGACGACUUCUACAAGAUAUAUCUCGUUUUGGGACAAGUACUCGAAGAAAUGAGAGAUGUCGACGGAGCACGAAUGGCAUACACUCGGGGAAUACGUAAAUGUCAUGGAGUGAUUCCUCUAUGGAUUCUAUUAGUUCGGUUGGAAGAGUCGGCUGGACAGAUUGUCAAAGCUCGUGUCGAUUUGGAGAAGGCGAGAUUGAGAAAUCCGAAGAAUGAGGACUUGUGGCUGGAAUCUGUGCGAUUCGAACAGAGAGUUGGGUGUCCAGAGAUGGCAAAAGAGAGAAUGUCGAGAGCUCUGCAAGAGUGUGAAGGAAGUGGUAAGCUGUGGGCCGAAGCAAUCUGGAUGGAGGGACCCCAUGGAAGACGUGCCAAAUCGAUUGACGCUUUGAAGAAGUGUGAACACAAUCCACAUGUUCUCAUCGCAGCCGCCCGUCUAUUCUGGAGUGAGAGAAAGAUCAAGAAAGCGAGAGAUUGGUUUCAGAAGGCUGUCAAUUUGGAUACCGAUAAUGGCGAUGGAUUCGCCAAUUUCUUGGCGUUCGAACAGAUUCAUGGAAAGGAGGAAGACCGAAAAGCCGUCAUCAAGAAAUGUGUCCAAUCGGAGCCCCGCUACGGAGAUUUGUGGCAGUCGAUUGCCAAGAAUCCGACGAAUUGGCGAAAGACGACAGAGGAGAUUCUGGCUCUGACGACUAACAAGAUUAAGAUUCCCACUUAA
Molecule: messenger RNA, 2895 nt
Organism: Caenorhabditis remanei
Lineage: Eukaryota; Metazoa; Nematoda; Chromadorea; Rhabditida; Rhabditidae
Exons: 8
Coding region: 1-2895 (964 amino acids)
Biological process (GO): mRNA splicing, via spliceosome; spliceosomal tri-snRNP complex assembly
Cellular component (GO): catalytic step 2 spliceosome; U4/U6 x U5 tri-snRNP complex
Molecular function (GO): protein binding
Source: RefSeq, a predicted model, not a curated record